Molecule: messenger RNA, 1299 nt
Organism: Pectinophora gossypiella (pink bollworm)
Lineage: Eukaryota; Metazoa; Arthropoda; Insecta; Lepidoptera; Gelechiidae
Product: leucine-rich repeat-containing protein 71-like
Exons: 1
Coding region: 1-1299 (432 amino acids)
Molecular function (GO): protein binding
Source: RefSeq, a predicted model, not a curated record
AUGGGUACGGUUCCGAUCAAGAAGAAAAAAGGAGAUACUACCGUCAUGCCUUUCACUUUAAAGAGGGGUUCCGUAGAAGAAACCGUGGAGACUGUCUGUUCUCCUGAGGUGAUAGCUCAGCUGGGGAUCAUCACCGUAACCGCAUUGUAUGACCACAAUGGACACUUGGUUGAAAUAUUACUGUACAGAGUACCGCAAGUACCACGUCAGCUUAUACAGGCAAUUGCCGUGAUAGCUCCUGUCUACAGUCGACUGCUGAAAAUAUCAGUACGUAGCUGCAGCAUCGACGGGUACCUUCUGCACGACCUGAAUACCGUGCUGGAUGUGGUGCCGCUGACGGACUUAUGUCUCGACGACUGCUACCAGCCACGAGCGAACUUCGCGCUACUCUUAGAGAUCGCCACCAGCCUCAGGAACCUGUCUCUCGCGAGGUGCAAGCUAUCCGACGAAGGGUGUCGAAGUAUUACAGCGCAACUACACUUCGCCGCACCCGCAGAGACAAGUUUAUUGCUCCUCAAUCUAUCCGGAAACCACAUUACUGACGUAGGAGCGAAACACAUAGCUGAAAUGUUACGAACUAACAGAACUUUACGUUAUUUAAACCUUGCGAGCAAUAGCAUUACUGAUGACGGUAUGGCUUGCAUCUUCGACGUAUUAAAAGAUUUUGCUUUAACGUAUGACGAGAUAACAAACAAAAGAGGGCGUUUAAUUGAUUAUUUGAGAAGGAGGAAACGCAUUAUGGCUAAAUAUUUAGCCGAAAGCGAAACCUGGAGGCAUACGUUCCAAGAUGUUAUUAAUUACAGUAACCGGAAAUCUAGUGGUUUGAGGAAAAGUUCGUCUAUAGCAAAACAGGUGAGUUUGUCUGAAGUAGCGAUAAAGAAACAGAAAGAUGAAAUGGUUGCUCAAUAUAUUAAGGCUAAGGUAACGUCGUUAACGGAUCAAGCGAUGGGCCAGUUCCGCGAUCCCUUCAUUCGUAACAACUUGACCACUAACAACGGCUGGCCACAUUGUAUAGGCAAUAUGACACUUUGUUACUUAAACUUAUCCUAUAAUUACAUUACCUACUUAAGCGUAAAAAAUCUGGCAAAGGUAUUGGUUUAUCAGAGUACUUUAAAGAGCGUGAACGAUGGAUUGUUAAAAGUUAACAUUGAAGGGAACAAUUUACCUAGUACGUGUGAAGAGUAUGCUAUAAUUAAUGAUCAGUUGGGUAGUAAGUGCGCUUUCUUGUCACACAGAACCUCCAAAGCCUCCAAGAAGGGUCAUGCUAAGAUAGGGAGCACGUCAGUUGUGAUAGUAUAA